UGUAGUUAGUGCUGUUAGUGUGGAGAAAAGCGCAAUAAGGGGUGUUUCAGUCGGUUUUUUAUUCCAUUGCCUGCCGUUUUCAAGGACACCAUGAAAGUGAUUCUGGUUUUGUGCGGGGUUGCCCUGUGCGCCACGGUUUCGCUCGCUGCACUGCAGAAGGAGUCCUCGGUCGAAGAUCCUGAGGUUGAAUUGCCCGCUUACAUGGCAAUUUGUCACCGGAAUAGCCCUGACCUUGGCAGCUGUAUUAAGAACACCAUCCAGCGCAUGCUCCCGGAAAUGCACACUGGCAUCGAGUCGCUCGAUUUUCCGACCAUGGACCCGUACGUAGCGAAGAGUACCUAUAUCGACUACAAGCGCAACCAGAUGUCCGCCUCGUUGCACGUCAAGAACGCCAAGACCUUCGGCAUUAGCAAGGCGCAGAUCCUGGACGUGCGAGCAACUGCCACCGACAAGUCCUUGAACCUAGCCGUGGAUGUACGUUUCCCCGAGAUCGUCAUGGAGGGCUACUUCAAGGGUGAGGGUCGUUUCAACAGCAUCAAGCUUGCGUCGAAGGGUUACUUCAACAAUACCAUGACCGAUGUAACCACCACCUGGAUGAUGUCGGGUAACGUGAAGGAGCGAAACGGAGAGGAGUACCUGGAGAUUGAGGACUUUGACAUGAGCCCGGAGGUGGCCAACAUGAAGAUCUACGCCACGGGUCUAUUCCCCGAUCCGGAGCUGAACCAAAUUGCGCUGGAGUUUGUGAACCAAUACUGGCCGAUGAUGUACAAGGAGCUGUUGCCAAGCUCGCGACAGGUGUGGGAGCCGGUCAUGGUUGAGCUUGUGAACAAGAUCUUCCUGCGCGUUCCUUAUCGGCGGCUGCUGCCAAAGCAGGAAUAAAUCUGCACGCCCACUGUCGGGAGAGAGGGUCUUUUUAAGUGAUGCCUUAUAGUGUAAUACGAUAGUUUUUGUUUUUGGAAUCUACUAUUUUCGCCGUUUUUUGUGGAUAUUGAG
Messenger RNA from Anopheles nili, 993 nucleotides. RefSeq lists its product as uncharacterized. Bases 91 to 879 code for a protein of 262 amino acids. The record is from RefSeq and is a predicted model, not a curated record. NCBI's taxonomy places the organism in Eukaryota, Metazoa, Arthropoda, Insecta, Diptera, Culicidae. The transcript has 5 exons.